Messenger RNA from Orbicella faveolata, 4436 nucleotides. Its product is annotated as sodium/glucose cotransporter 1-like. The record is from RefSeq and is a predicted model, not a curated record. Gene Ontology annotation, biological process: transmembrane transport. Gene Ontology annotation, cellular component: plasma membrane. Lineage: Eukaryota; Metazoa; Cnidaria; Anthozoa; Scleractinia; Merulinidae. Gene Ontology annotation, molecular function: D-glucose:sodium symporter activity.
GCAGUUUUCUCAAAGGUCGUCUUGGAUCAAAACCCACCUGUCUAGGCCAAGACGAUACUAGGGGGUGGACCAUUUGACAUUUGAGGAAGGGUGGGUAGGAUAUUUUGAAAACAUACAUGUAUCCUGCAGGCAAACUUGUACCAAAAAAACCAGUCAUGUACACACUGCCGAACACAAAAAUUCACUCUCGUUUAGUGAGCCCAAAAAAACCAUGUUACACAGAGAUCAAAAAAACACCAUGCGUACACACGUCCCGAGAAAAAAAAUCCCCAUCUCAUGAUUGCCAGUGAAAGGAAUACAUGCCUGUUCCAGAUACCCCACCCCGGCUGAAAUGAUCCCCUCGGGGUCUAAUCCUAACGGCAAAAAGAACUAAUCAGCAAUCGUUUUCAUAGCGCGCUUUUUAUGCACUAACCAAUCAUUGCUAAGUUUCUAUGUUUGUGACUACCGGAGGCUGACUUUCAGUCCGUAAGCAAGUUUUUGGCGGCCGGGAAGCGAGCAGGAUGGCUGAAACUCAGUACAAACCUCCUGGGUUGGAACCUUGGGAUAUUGUCAUAGUGGUGCUCUAUUUCUUUAUUAUUCUUGGAGUGGGACUUUACGCCAUGUUCAAGUCUAAUCGGGGUACUGUCAGUGGAUAUUUCUUGGCUGGGAGAUUUAUGACAUGGCUUCCAGUUGGUGCAUCACUGUUUGCAAGUAAUAUCGGCAGUGAACACUUCAUUGGCUUGGCAGGAUCAGGAGCUGCUGGUGGAAUAGGAGUUGGAGCAUUUGAAUUUAAUGCUAUAAUGCUGCUUCAGUUGCUUGGUUGGGUGUUUUUACCUGUCUAUAUUGCUGGUGGGAUUUGCACCUUACCAGAAUAUAUUUGCCGUCGCUUUGGUGGCAAAAGGCUGAGAAUGUGGCUUUCGGUCGUCUCUCUUCUAUUGUACAUCUUCACCAAAAUAUCUGUCAAUUUAUUUUCUGGAGCUUUGUUUAUUCGCCUAGCUCUUGGAUGGAACCUUUAUUUGGCAAUUCUGUUGAUGCUUGGAAUGACAUGUCUCUGUACAAUUACUGGUGGACUUACAGCAGUGAUCUACACAGAUACACUCUGCACCUUUCUAAUGGUUACAGGAUCGUUAACAGUCAUGGGACUUGGGUUUUCUGAAAUUGGUGGUUAUGAGGGACUGAAGGAGAAGUACAUGAUGGCAGUGUCAAAUGACACUCUGUACUUGAAUAGCAGCUGUGGUCGGCCAAGAGAUGACUCAUUUGUCAUGCUGCGAGAUCCUCUCAAUUCUGACAUGCCUUGGGCUGGGUUCAUUUUUGGACAAACAAUUGCUUCCAUCUGGUAUUGGUGUGCUGACCAGGUUAUUGUUCAAAGAGCUCUUGCUGCCAAGAGUUUGUCUCAUGCUCAGGGAGGCUGCCUGUUGGCUGGUUACAUUAAGGUCUUGCCUCUCUUUACCCUGGUCAUGCCGGGAAUGAUCAGCAGGGUGCUGUCACCAGACCGAGUUGCUUGUAGUGUUCCAGAGAAGUGCAUGGAAAUUUGUGGCAGUGAGGUUGCUUGCACCAAUAUUGCAUACCCAGAGCUUGUUCUCAAACUGAUGCCGACAGGUCUCAAGGGAUUGAUGAUGGCUGUGAUGAUGGCGGCACUGAUGAGUGACUUGACGUCGAUCUUUAACAGCGCCAGUACUCUGUUCACUAUCGAUGUCUAUGGCAGAUUCAGAACAAAGGCUUCAGUGAGGGAACUCAUGAUUGUGGGAAGGAUCAUGGUUGCCAUAAUGACUGGGAUAGGUAUCCUGUGGAUUCCAGUUGUGCAGAAUGUACAGGGAGGGCAGCUUUUCCUUUACAUACAAGCUGUUAGUGCAUAUUUCUCUCCUCCAAUCGCAGCUCUUUAUCUGAUUGCCAUUCUUUGGACCAAGGCAACAGAAAAGGGUGCCUUCUGGGGUAUGAUUGUGGGGUUCAUUGUGGGUGCCAUUCGUAUGAUCCUGGACUUCACGCACCUGGAGCCUCGGUGUGGUGAAGAGGACACUCGCCCGUCAAUCAUAGCCAAGGUCCAUUACAUGUACUUUGCUCUGAUUCUCUUCUGGAUCACGGUCAUCACCAUUGUAGUUAUCAGCUUGUUUACAAAACCAAUGAAGGACGGAAAUGUAGCUCGGCUGACCUGGUGGACUCUGCACGAGAAACCAUCCGAGACGGACGUCAUGGAAGAGGCUAGAGACGAAGAGAUCGAGAUGCAAGAUCUGCCGGAUGAGGAAGGAGAAGGAGAAGGAGCUGAAGAAGGAAAGAAAACAGGAGGACAAGAAGAAGAAGAAGAGGAAGCGGGCGCUGAGAAUGAGCAAGAUGUGACUGAGAAGACUCCAGCAGUAGCUACAAGACCUAAAAGUCAUUCAUUCAGGCGUAAACCGGAGUCCAAACUAAAGCGAUUCUACUCGUGGUUCUGUGGCUAUGACGCAGAAACUGAAGAAGCCAAACGAGCUGCUCAUGAACAGCAUGAACGACUCGCCAUGAUUACAUCACUGGAACGGAANCCUUACGCCGAAACCUUCCUCAACAUUAAUGUCAUUAUUAUCCUCGCUGUUGGACUCUACCUUUACAUUUUCUUUUCAAUUUAAAGGUCUUGUCGUAGCCGGUUUUAUUGAUUUCCAAUCCAGUUUAACUGGUUUUCAAUCCUCAGAAUUGGGCCUUCCUCAACUAGUACUGUCAUGUCAUGUGACUAUUACCUUUUUUUCACAAUACAAAUAUGUUUGUAACCAGUUUAACCAGCCUUGGUGUGACUGGGCUAAUCCCUACCUCAGCCUUCCUCUUCGACAUUCUUUGUGUUGCUUUUUUUCGUUUUCCUUUUCUUUAUUCAGUUACAAUACUAACUUCACUUACAACAGCAGCAUUGCUUACAAUACUAACACUACUUACGCAACUCAGAUUACAACGCAGUUGACAAUGCUACGAAUUACGUUCAAAACAGUAACAUUACUUAUAAUACUAACUCUACUUACAAUUCUACUUUCUUUCAUAACAAGAAUUGAUUCUUCUUAACAGUGAUACUACUGAUAAUGACAGAACUAACAAUAUCACCACUAACAGAGAUAAUCCUAUUUGUCAACAAAACACUUCUAAAUAAUACUAGUUCUUGCAACAAAAAGGCGUCGUGUUUUCCCAUAUCGAUUUGUUUUGUUAUUAACGCUUUGUAGGUGCGUUCUAUUUUAAACAGGAAUAUCAUAGACACUGUAAUGUUAAAAGUUCUCAUUACAGCUAGUCAUUUAGUAAUGUAGAUAGCACAUUUUUAUAGCUAGUCAUUUAGCAAUGCAGAUAGCACAUUUUUAUUUAAUUUGUCGCAAGUUUCCCAGUUUACUAACAUUUUCUCCCGAAUACCCAAAAUUAAGAAAAAAAAAUAGCAUAUAUUUAUACCAUAAAUUAGAAUACAAGCAGACCAAAAUACCCCGGUAUAUUUUCAUAUUUGAAGGGUAAAAAUACCGUAUUCCCAAUUUACUGCUCCCACCCCCUCCUCCUUGUGGUGUAUCCCAAAUCCCUCCUGGAGAUCUUGAAAUUGAGGGUAGUCGUGGAAUCUAUUUGUUAAUGAGAUUUUUGUCUGACGAAAGUAUAACUUGAUGGGCAAUUCAUCUUUUUCACUGCAAACCGUCAGAAUUUCGGCGCAUUUCGAAUCUCAAGUUUGUAGUUGUUUUUUCUAUGUUGAUAAUUAAGAAAUAGAUAGCCUAGCAGUGUGCGUUUGUUAACGAACUGGCGGCCGCUCCUUUGAAUUUUCGAAGUGUCUGAAAAUUUUGAACCACUAGUGGAUUUAUACUAAAACAAUUAGAUUAUUCGCUCACGAUUUUUAUGCGUGAAAACAAGAUUUUAAACCAAUCAGCGCGCGUAUUUACAUAGGCCUAUUUCCUUAACAGUUAUGGGAUGCACAACAUUUGUGUCGGUCAAGAAAAACAGCCAUUUUGGCCACGCCUCGUAAGCAUUGUGUAAUAUGACUGUCAAAUAUAGUAACCAUGUUGGCUAAUCAAUGCCCGCUUAGUUUCUUUGUUUAUCUUAUUGUUUUAUGCUAUUGCAGAACUGUUGUUAGUCUAGUUUUCAUAGAGAGUGGGUUAGUAAAUUAUUAGGCCGGCUACAAAAUUUUAAAGAUAAAUGUGGUCGAUAUGGAUUAAUUGAUAGAUUGAUAAAGUCCUGAAGCUAGUAGGUAUUGAUUCAGGCUACAAGAUUUGUGCUACCGGCAAUGAUUUAUGGACUUAUGAACUUCAUAUGUAAUAUCGAGAAAAUGUACUCUAAUGAUCAGUGUAACCUGCACCCAAUCCUGUUCUCACAGCUUCGCCUCUCACUUUUUUUUUCAUCGUGCCACCCAUAAAAGCGCAGGCUAAAUUAAUAUGGUGUCGCGUUUUAACCUUCAGCACAAGAUGUAUGCGUAGUUUGUAACUCAUUCUUUAGAAAUCAAGAAGUAACCAUUAAAUAGACAUGGCGAUAAAUAGCAA